CACAAGCCUGUCACACAGGCAGCAUGUAUUGCAGGGAUUUUUUCAGUUCAAAUUGAUAAGCCAAUUCGACUGGUAAGAAUCCUAUAGAUCAGUCAGUCAUGUGGGAAAACAAUAAAUGCAAUUAAAGACACUUAAAUAAAGUUAAGUUUUAAUUAAUUGCUGAAUACCGAAGAAUUCUCAUAAAAAUAGCUCAGUGUUUUUACAUGUUGUUUGGAUUGUGUUCAGGUAAGGGUUUUUAUUAUAUUUAUUAUAUUGACUGAAUUGUGUUAAAUAUCGGUAAAGUGGUGAAAUGAAAGCACUGUUUCCAACUUUACAAAGCUAGACAAAUCCUUUUCAAAGAAAAGCAAACGAUCUUGUUUGUUUAUGAAAAGAGAAGAAGGCCAAAGAUCUUCGUAAUUUACUUCUACCAAAAAAAUUGAAGAAAAUUCGUACUACAGCUUUAGCAUGGAGAUGCUUGAGCCUAAUGAAAUCGAAAUAGCAGAGAAAGCAGUAUUAUAUCAUAUAAUAGUCAUUGCAGAAAUAAGUAAAUUUAACUUAAAUGAAUUAUUUACAAUUCUCUCGGUCACACAUCUUGUACAUGGUACCUCGAGACUGCUCCUAUGAGAAAACCCAACUGAGUCAUCACCCUGACUGCUUCCCUGAGAAGAAAAAAUCCCAAGCUGACUCGUCUUUUACGAAUGAACUUCAAAGGAGUGCUUUAGCAGAAAAAUCAUUGCGACGAUAAUCAGUUACGAUUAUUAUUAGUGAUCGUAAAAACUAGAGAGAUUUCAAGAUUCCCUAUUUCAAGAUUCACUUCAGAACUGUGCGAAAUUAUUCAACCCAAUUAACAGUUGUCCCUGAUCUUACAUAAACUUGAAGAUCUAUCCGAUGCAAUGCCAUAUGUGAAGUCUGUAAUGUAUAAUGUGAAGACUAGUGUAUUAAUUCAUACAUACAACAAACGCAGGGAUUAGUUCCUUUGAAAUGGAUGGCAAUAGAGUCAAUAAAAGAAUCUUUAUACACAGAAAAAAGUGACAUAUGGUCCUUUGGGAUAGUACUUUGGGAGCUGUUUACGUUGGGAGGAACUCCAUAUCUAGGAAUACCUGAUUCCGAAGUGUACAAAAUUUUGCUAAGUUGGAAACGUAUGGAGCCACCUAUUCAUUGCUCUGAAGAAAUGUCUUACCUGAUGAUGAAAUGUUGGAAUGAAAACCCAGAGUUGAGACCUACAUUUUUGGAGGUGAAAGAUAGGUUUGAUGUUCUCAUUUCGAGCAACAAGAAACUAAAUCUUGAUGAAAAAAUCUAUGUCAAUGAAAACAUUAUUAAAAACGAAAAGAAAGAAAAUUUUUCUUGCAAAGGAGUAAAGCCACAGAGAUCACUGAAGAUUGACAAUGAGGUGUCCUAUAUUUAUUUAUUCAAGCCCUACCUAAAUAGUUUGUAUUGAAAUCAUUACUGAUUAUGAAUUAGAAUAGUUUUUAACAUUAUUACUAUGCUCCAUGUUUGUAUAAUGUAAUCGUCCAAGUUAGUAAAGUCCUGGAAAAAGACAGUAUUAUAUUCAUGUAAAUGGACGCUACAAAAUAAACCUUUGAGUAUAUAUUCAAUAAAAUAUUUAUUAUCAACUUA
Messenger RNA from Xenia sp. Carnegie-2017, 1596 nucleotides. Its product is annotated as tyrosine-protein kinase receptor Tie-1-like. Gene Ontology annotation, biological process: cell surface receptor protein tyrosine kinase signaling pathway; multicellular organism development; protein phosphorylation. The coding region runs from base 965 to 1417 and encodes 150 amino acids. Gene Ontology annotation, cellular component: signaling receptor complex. Gene Ontology annotation, molecular function: transmembrane receptor protein tyrosine kinase activity; ATP binding. The transcript has 6 exons. NCBI's taxonomy places the organism in Eukaryota, Metazoa, Cnidaria, Anthozoa, Malacalcyonacea, Xeniidae. The record is from RefSeq and is a predicted model, not a curated record.